UAAUACGCACCAACCACCCAAGCAACCAGACUACAUGGGGAGAGAUAUGCAAUCUGAUUGAGCCGGUAGGACAGUUACCCUUUAAAAAUCUACGCGGCCUGGAGGGAUGCGAGCGUUUCUUGAACGCGCCGAGAAAGUGCAAGUGAAUCUGUGUCAAGAAGAUGCUUAGCAUACAAAGGCUCCCUUUGAUGCCCCGUGGUAGUUGCUUAAACAUGCUAUUAACCCUGGCGUGUAGCAACCUGCACUGCAUCCCUGGAAAGCAAUUCUGAGAAAGGAACUAGGGUCGUGGCCUUUAAUUGGGCACCAUCCGGAAGACACGUCAAGUGGCUCCGACACGAAAUGCGUCGUCUUCGCUCAUACAAGGCACCCAACAACCCGCUAAUGCCGAGCGAUACAAAAUGCCUACUCUUUAUCAAAUUUAUUACGAUGGAAUGGGCUAUGAGUUCAAAUCAGUGUCUUUCGUCCACCAUCUCCAUCUAUCUCUGUCACCCCACCGAAGCUCUCGUCGCCCUCAUUGGUCGACGGCAGUCCAAAGUAGAAGCCGCGGAAGGCCGGGAUUCUUAAAAGCGUCGCCGAGCUGUGAGUCAUUGGACGUUCACGACCAUCUCCACCUCUCAGUGUCUACAAAAACAUUGCAGAUAACCUCCCGCUGCGUUCAUAUUUACCAAUAAAAUGCGACGAUAUACGCUUGUAUGGAUGAAAAGGGAUUAAAAAGGUCAUGAUUCAUAUACAGUCCUCAUGUGAUAGUCUCGCUGGCUCCGAUGACUCCACGUUGACCCAGAUGUUUAGUUUAUACCUGAGGAAAUUUCGUCAGUAGUUGUCCUUUCUAAACACCAGAGCAUCGAUACAGUCGGACGUCCGCCUACCAAACUUUUCGAUUUUCCGGGGGUGUCUGCGGUAUUCGAGAAAUAGGUGGGCAGUGUGCUCGGCAUACAACACUCAUAGCUAAAAUUAAACACCGUCUCUUGACAGGUAAACAUUGGUCAGAAGCGUGUUGCGUAUAACUCCUGCAAUUUCUGUUGGCAAACGGAAGAACAACAAAACUUCAAUUGACUGUUAGCCUUGGUUGUGUUUUUAAUUGAGGGGCUGUGCGGCUUGCACUAAUUGACGUGUUUUGUUUCCUCUGAGGAGGGUUCCCCGACCAGUACCAGGCCACCAGGUACAAAAACAGACGAACUUACCAUCAAAUCAUUCAUUCAUACCAGAGCAUUCCAUGACGACUGGAUCGAUAAGCGCUUUGGUGGUCACAGCUGUAUAGAUACUCAGAUAGUAUCCCAAAUCAUUGGUUUCUGUUUCCUUCUCUCCUUUACAUCGGAUCGUGGGCUCUCUUAUCCUGAAUCCUUUUUAGGAUUAUACGAUUAAUUCUGGUUUCCGAAUGUAUAUGAACUUGACAGAAGAUCCGUUUGACCACUCGGCUAAUUUUGGCAAACUAUUUCCGAAUUGAUCUACCAUUGAUUGAUCUACCAGAUACUAUUUUAUAGUAUUUUUAAUACUAAAUCGUGUAUAAUAUACACUACUGUGUUAUAUUGCGUGGUAAAAAUCGACGUGGAUGCUCUCUGAUCAUUUCCUCACCUUCAACCAUCGGGUCGUCUUCGGCGGAAAGGACCAUCGGAACACGUCACAUUGACAAUUGUUCGAGAAAAAUACAUCGAUCGAUUGACCUUGGAGAUUUCUAUCAAAUCGUGAAUCUGGAUUUGUGAAAAUUGAAAUAAAACAUAUUGUGGAAAGGAGUCACGUGGGUGUCUAUUGAAUGCAUGCGAAUACAGGCAGCAAGUGGUGGGGGAAUAUCGUCGGAAGAGAGCUCUAAUAUCAGCUGUUCAUGAUAAGAUACACUCAAAGGGGGAAUUUAAACGUGCUAUACUGCUGUGUAGUACUACCAGUAACUACCCACUAAAUAUUACACUGAGUGUUGGUGUGAUCGAGUUUUCAAUUGCUUCCAUUAAAACACAGUACCAUCAAAUUUGUGUUCGAUUUUCAGAGGGAGUGGAAUUCGAAAUAGUAGGCAUGGGCAAUGAAGCGCAUUGCCGGCGCCAUUCCGGCGGAACCGGGCAUGUUCUCAUGUCGACAACUCUCAUCAUCAUCCUUUCCCAUGCUACGCUAACGUCCACCUUGGCGAGCUGCAACGCCGAUUCGUCAGUCAGUCUCGCGGAUAGGACGCAAAACGCAGAAACUGUGUUAGCAGGGACUCUCUUGAAGCUGGACGGCGAGAGUACGUUUAUUUUCAAAGUUCUUCAAGUUCUUAAAGGGGACGGAGGGCUCUUUAAGAAGAAAAUCAAGAUAAGAGUAUCUGACGCCACGGGGUCACGUGAUGCGAGCGAUACGGCGCCACCUAAACCGUCAUCUACUAGGGCGUAUCCCGUUGCCAUGACGUUACCAUCACCGCUGUCUCGUCGUUGCCUGAGUGAAGCUGAUUUGGGAGAGAGAUACAUUGUGUUUGUUCGGAGAGUGGAAUCAAGCCGGAGAACGUUCGAUCUCCUGUUCGAUGGCAUCCCCCAGACGAGGAAAGCAAUUAAGGCAGUCAAAGUCGCCAUCGUGGAUGAUGUCACGACAACCAGGCCGACCACGCCCAUCCGUGUCUCGUCGUCGAUAUCGACGCAGACGAUUGGAGGGAAUGAAAUGACUACGAGUGACAAUCAGCAAUCUACCAAUGCUCAAGAUUCUGGCGGUGAAAUCGGAAGCACAAAUACGGAUUACUUUCCUAAAACUUCUGAUGCACAUAUCGAACCUUGUGAGCCCUUCUACGAUGGAUAUUGUUUGCAUGGCGGUGUCUGUAAAUGGCUAACGGGUAUCGAUAAACCUUCGUGCGACUGUAUAUCUGGUUACAGAGGGGCACGGUGUCAGUACAGAUCGCUUGCAACAGAAGGAGAAGAGCGACUUUUUGGAGAUUAUUGGGAAGUUUUCAUCAUUGGAACCAUAUUUGGUAUAGUGAUCCUCCUAACGCUGAUUGGGGCGAUUGUAUACGUGGUUCGGAAAAGAAAGGAGGCUAAGACUAGGAGGCGGGCUAUGGAGGAGUCGGCGGACGCGUUUAUCCAGAGCAACUUCCAGCCAGGUGAUGAUGCCGAAAGGCAACAAAACCAACAACAACAAACGGAUAAUAAUCAAAAUAAAGCAGCAGACAGAUACAUGAGGUUACCCACCAACGAAAGGUACCCUAUCGUCGAGACAGCGGUCGACAGCGAGACCCUUCGGUCGACAACCUUCGGCAACUCACAUCCCAGCUCGGGGUCUUUCAGGCUACAAGACCCUCCCUUCAGGAAAGGUUCGAACCACUCAACCACAUCAGCAUCACGGGAGAGUACCGUAUGAUACCUUGCAUGGCAUGAUCGUAAUUAUUUCAUUCUUGGCCGUCUCAUCUCUCCAUCUCUCACCCCUCACCGACAUAUGUGUUCUCUUGAUGUCUAAACGAAAGCUGAAUUGGUGGAAGUUUAUUCGGAUCAGGGGAGAGUUUCAUGAAAGGGCUUUAUCGGAAAGUUACUGGUACCAGUGCUUCCCAGCCGAUCAGAAUCAAGGAAAGUCGUCAGAUACAACUUGUCGGACGAUAAAACUGAUAUCAAUGAAACGCUCCCCGGAAGUGGUUGGACCGGUAAGGAAUGCCGGGAAACAUUGGGGAUUGUUUCCCCAUUUCAGGUCUAGAGAAAAUUUCAUCGUAGCUUUUGGAGGAGGAAUCUUGGGGAUUCGACUGAAUUUUUGGGUAGGCAGUCAUUUUCUGUUUUAAAAAGCUCAACACAUACAGGCGUUGCACUUUUGAAAAAAGGGAUAAAUGAGUCAACAAAAUGAGUUUGACGAUAUUUAAUGACAUUUUGACAAUAUUUUCUCCGUUCGUUGAACGAUUAAUAUUCCUUUGACAAAUAUCAUCUCCAUAUUUCUAUGAAUAUGGAAAAAGGGAAACAUUGAAUUUGUCUUGAAGUGAGAGAAAAAGGGGAAACUUUAUCUGCCAAUACUGGCAAAUCCAUGCAUCUUAUGGCAUUUAAAGUGUUUGUAAAAACAUUCUGUGUAUACUUAAUUUAUUGUCUCUUAUAUCAAAUUGUUAUUGUAUAUUGUGUAUUUAAUCCAUAUAAUGUUUAUAAAAAGGCUAUAUUUUGUAUUUUUGAAAUAAUAUUUAGCCAAACGAAAAAUAUUAAGAUUUUUUCUUUACAAAUGCCUGAGGCGAUUUCAAUAUAUCAUGACAGAGUCAACAUCAUUAUCUUCUCAUUUGUGGGAUCAUUUUGUCGUGAGAAAUAUUCUAGGUAUAAUUGAAAACACAGUAGUAUAGUUAGUAUAUUCAGCAGUAUAUACAUUAGACAUGUAAUAUAUAUCUACUCUUGCUCCCACAUGUCAAUUUCAAUUUGGAGAUGUAUCCUAAAAAUACGAUAUUUUUUAGAACAUUUUAUGUUUAAUAAUUAUUUGAAACCGUGUGAAGUAUCACAGUGGACUAUAAGGUAUGCAUAUUUAGAUGCAAUGUAUCUACUCUUAAUAUGAUUUCGUACACAGCAAAAAGUGUGGUGUUAACGGGUGUACAUAGAGGACCACACCAGUUAUUUUACACCGUUGUUAAAUUGACAGUGUUAGUUUAACACCUAUAGGUCUUAUUUCAACACCUUUGGUUGUUACAUUUACACUCUUUGGUGUUAUGUUCAAUCUAUAGGGUGUUAGCUUAACACCACAGGGUGUGGUCUUCUAUCAACACCAACUGGUGUCAGUUUUAAAAUCACAGUUUUUACAGUGUAAUAUUACUUCUUAUAAAGAAAUAUAUAUUCAUGCUCCUUUUCUGUGAUAUUUGAAAUAUAAUACAGGGAGCCAUAUAUCAGAUGUUCGUGAUUAAACGACAGCGAGGUUAAAAAUCUUUUCAGUGUUUUAUAAUGGAAUCAGUACUAAAUUAUACUUAUGUAAUGAAUCUUGACUGUUGAUACCAUAAUUGUCAUGAGGUGCAUUGUGGUACGUAUGAUCGUGAAACUGAUUCUGACCAAGAUAAUUUGCAUGACGAAUCGCUGAUGUAUCUGUUAGACUAUUUUAGACAAUUCGAGCUCAUGACGAAAUAUUUAUAGUAAAAAAAUGGAAACAAAAACAUGAACUACUGUUAUCAUUCCAGAAUAUAUUAUUAUUAAGGUGUUAAUUUUUAUUUUUGUAUACGAUUGCGAAGCGUGUUGCUAAUAGUCUUUAAAAUCAAAUACCAGUAGAUGUCGCGUCUUAUGCCCACUGUACUAUUUGUGUGGUUUUAAUUCAUUUUUCUCCAUCUUUUUUGUUUGUUUUUCAUUUGUUAAUGAUUGUUGUCCUCCCCCUUUUUUUAGGGGGGGGGGGCGAGGUAUCUUAUGUGAUAUGUAAUGUGUACAUCAUCAUAACCGUAUUACCAUGGAGCUAUUACAGGUAUUAUACUGUCUGUUAACUGUAAACUGUGAUAGGAUUUUCAAAGAAUGAAAAGGUUCCAAAGCAAGGGAGGUACGGCUAGUAUGUCAUUUUAUUAAAUGGAAAGUCCCCCGGCAUGGAAUCAGUCUUUUCUAUGGUGUCAGCCACCUCCUUCUGUUGUCAGUCACAUCUGGGUACCGUUUCAUGAAAGUUGUCAAACU
Molecule: messenger RNA, 5543 nt
Organism: Lytechinus variegatus (green sea urchin)
Lineage: Eukaryota; Metazoa; Echinodermata; Echinoidea; Temnopleuroida; Toxopneustidae
Exons: 6
Coding region: 2005-3306 (433 amino acids)
Biological process (GO): positive regulation of mitotic nuclear division; epidermal growth factor receptor signaling pathway; positive regulation of cell population proliferation
Source: RefSeq, a predicted model, not a curated record